AUGCGGUUGGUCAUUCUGUCACUUGCACUCCUGGUCGGUGUAGAAACAAGACCACAAUCGUUCGCCACGACAAAGCGCGGAGAGUGCAUGCCUUCCUCCGCGGACCUCAAUCACUACGUUUGCUUUUCGGAUCGUCCGGUGGACGCUCUGGUGUAUCAGUGUGCAGACUCGGAAGCCCUUUGUCCAGAUUGGGCCAAGGCUGGCGAAUGCCAGAAGAACCCGGGCUACAUGCAGCUGGAAUGUCGGCAUAGUUGCGACACCUGUGUCCCUCUGCAUGUUGGUAUGACACAGAUUGCGCCUCUUCAGGAAGCGCCAACGCAGCAACAAGUUCACGAUCGGCUGGUACAGACGCAACAGCACGUACACAGCAAGGCGAAAGAGAACUUCAACGUACUACAUAACUGUCUUAACUACCACGAACUGUGCACAUUCUGGGCAGUCGCGGGUGAGUGCGACAACAGUCCUGAUUUUAUGCUGCGGACCUGUCGGCCCGCGUGUUACGUAUGUUAG
This is a messenger RNA of Phaeodactylum tricornutum CCAP 1055/1, 510 nucleotides long. RefSeq lists its product with no specific name. The transcript has a single exon. Bases 1 to 510 code for a protein of 169 amino acids. The record is from RefSeq and is a predicted model, not a curated record. NCBI's taxonomy places the organism in Eukaryota, Bacillariophyta, Bacillariophyceae, Surirellales, Neidiaceae.